AUUAGCCGUCGCUCCGCUUCGCCAUCUCGGGCUUUGUCUGGCGACUCACUGCCCCGGAGUCAGCUGCGGCGGAGCUACGGCUCGGCUUUUCGGCCCGCCGCACCCCUAGGUGCCCCUGGCCCGCGCUCCCAUUCACACGCUGGGGUGAGUUGGCUUUGAACCUGGGUUGUCCGGCCAGCACAACCGAAGAGGUGGCUGGACGGCUGGAGAAUGAACGGAGAAGCCGACUGCCCCACAGACCUGGAAAUGGCCGCCCCCAAAGGCCAAGACCGCUGGUCCCAGGAAGACAUGCUGACUUUGCUAGAAUGCAUGAAGAACAACCUUCCAUCCAAUGACAGCUCCAAGUUUAAAACCACUGAGUCACAUAUGGACUGGGAAAAAGUAGCAUUCAAAGACUUCUCUGGAGACAUGUGCAAACUCAAAUGGGUGGAGAUUUCUAACGAGGUAAGGAAGUUCCGUACGUUGACAGAAUUGAUCCUCGAUGCUCAGGAACAUGUUAAAAAUCCUUACAAAGGCAAAAAACUCAAGAAACACCCGGACUUCCCAAAGAAGCCCCUGACCCCUUAUUUCCGCUUCUUCAUGGAGAAGCGAGCCAAGUAUGCGAAACUUCACCCUGAGAUGAGCAACCUGGACCUGACCAAGAUUCUGUCCAAGAAAUACAAGGAGCUGCCGGAGAAGAAGAAGAUGAAAUAUAUUCAGGACUUCCAGAGGGAGAAACAGGAGUUCGAGAGAAACCUGGCCCGAUUCAGAGAGGAUCACCCUGACCUAAUCCAGAAUGCCAAGAAGUCGGACAUCCCUGAGAAGCCCAAAACCCCCCAGCAGCUGUGGUACACCCACGAGAAGAAGGUGUAUCUCAAAGUGCGGCCAGAUGAGAUUAUGCGUGACUAUAUCCAGAAGCACCCCGAGCUGAACAUCAGUGAGGAGGGUAUCACCAAAUCCACCCUCACCAAGGCCGAACGCCAGCUCAAGGACAAGUUUGAUGGGCGACCCACCAAGCCACCUCCGAACAGCUACUCGCUGUACUGCGCAGAGCUGAUGGCCAACAUGAAGGAUGUGCCCAGCACAGAGCGCAUGGUGCUAUGCAGCCAGCAGUGGAAGCUGCUCUCCCAGAAGGAGAAGGAUGCCUACCACAAGAAGUGCGACCAGAAAAAGAAAGACUAUGAGGUGGAACUGCUCCGUUUUCUAGAGAGCCUGCCUGAGGAGGAGCAGCAGCGGGUCUUGGGGGAGGAGAAGAUGUUGAACAUCAACAAGAAGCAAGCCACCAGCCCAGCCUCCAAGAAGCCCUCCCAGGAAGGGGGCAAGGGCGGCUCAGAGAAGCCCAAAAGACCUGUGUCGGCCAUGUUCAUCUUCUCUGAGGAGAAGCGGCGGCAGCUGCAAGAAGAACGGCCAGAGCUCUCAGAGAGCGAGCUGACCCGCCUGCUGGCCCGCAUGUGGAACGACUUAUCAGAGAAGAAGAAGGCCAAGUACAAGGCCCGUGAGGCAGCGCUGAAGGCACAGUCGGAGAGGAAGCCAGGCGCUGAGCGCGAGGAACGGGGCAAGCUGCCUGAGUCACCCAAGAGAGCGGAGGAAAUCUGGCAACAGAGCGUCAUUGGCGACUACCUGGCUCGCUUUAAGAAUGACCGGGUGAAGGCAUUGAAAGCCAUGGAGAUGACCUGGAAUAACAUGGAGAAGAAGGAGAAACUUAUGUGGAUUAAGAAGGCGGCUGAAGACCAAAAGCGAUACGAGAGAGAGCUGAGUGAGAUGCGGGCACCCCCAGCUGCUGCAAACUCAUCCAAGAAGAUGAAGUUCCAGGGAGAGCCCAAGAAGCCUCCCAUGAACGGUUACCAGAAGUUCUCCCAGGAGCUGCUGUCCAAUGGGGAGCUGAAUCACCUGCCGCUGAAGGAGCGCAUGGUAGAGAUUGGCAGCCGCUGGCAGCGCAUCUCCCAGAGCCAGAAGGAGCACUACAAAAAGCUGGCCGAGGAGCAGCAGAAGCAGUACAAAGUGCACCUAGACCUCUGGGUCAAGAGUCUGUCUCCCCAGGACCGCGCAGCAUAUAAAGAAUACAUCUCCAAUAAACGAAAGAGCAUGACUAAGCUGCGAGGCCCAAACCCCAAGUCCAGCCGGACUACCCUGCAGUCCAAGUCGGAGUCUGAAGAAGAUGAUGAUGAAGAUGAGGAUGACGAGGAUGAAGAUGAAGAGGAAGAAGAUGAUGAGAAUGGAGACUCCUCUGAGGAUGGUGGGGACUCCUCCGAGUCCAGCAGCGAGGAUGAGAGCGAGGACGGGGAUGAGAAUGAGGAAGAUGAUGAGGAUGAGGAUGAGGACGAGGACGAGGAUGAGGAUGAAGACAAUGAGUCCGAGGGCAGCAGCUCCAGCUCUUCCUCCUCAGGGGACUCCUCGGACUCGGACUCCAACUGAGGCUUGGCCCCACUUGGGGCUCCCCUCCCCACUGACCGCUUUUGUUUUUCCCCCUUGUUCUUCUGUCCCCUGCCCCCAGCCUCCCCCAAUUUCUUUCUUUCUUUCUUUUUUUUAAACAAAAUACGGUGGGGGGGAGGGGCUGGAGGCGCCCAAACCAGGACUCUGCAGCCUCAGAGACGUCAGCCCUGGGGGGGCCCUCCAGGAAGCGCAACCAUCAGACUGAGCCACCACUGGACCGGCCCAGCCCACCCCUCUGCACUUGUGGUUCCGGCAUGGACAAUGGACCUGGGAGUGGGGUGGGGGGUCCCAAAGAGUUCAGUGAGGCCCUCUAUACCUGCAUCCCCAACCCAAGGGAGGGUGGAAGCUUGGGGAAGACCCCUCCCUUCCCAGAGGGGCUUGCUGCCUGGACCCCUACAUUGGAACUGGAGGCAGGGAACGUGGGGAGAGGAGGGUGGGUGCCUAUGAGAAAAUAGGCACUGCCUCAUAGCCUUCUCCCCUGCCCCCUGCAGGAAGGAGCUGCCUGGACCCACUCAUGGGGGGAGGGGGCAGAAGUGUUUUUUAUAUAUGUGUAUAUAUUUUUUUUUAAGCUCUGAGCUGUCAACGAGACGUUUCCUACCGAUCUCGGCUGCCGUCUCUGUUGUCAUUUCUGGGAGAGGGAGGGUUUAGGGGUAGGUUUGGGACUUUUUUAAAACCUGAUAUGUAUGGGAAAGUGUGUGUGUGUGUGUGUGUGUGUGUGUGUCCCCUGUACAUAGCAUGGGUGCACCUGUGGAUGUGUGCAAAGGUGUGUGUGUGUGUGUAUGUGUGUGUGUGUGUGAGAAGGGGGAGCCCACAUCAGUCUGAAUCUGGUAAAAGGGUUGGUGAGGGCCAGGGAGACAGUGAUCCUAGUGGGAACAGGCUGGGGUGGCCCCUUUCUCCACAUCCUGUGCUUUGCCUAACCUCUGAUUCAAUUUUGGGGAGUGUACUGAAGCCACUCUGAUGCUUCCUAUACCGGCUUCCCACUACCAGGGCCAUGUGACUGACUUGCUGCUGGUCUCCAAUAUCCAGCAGGACAGUGGGGAGUGGGACAGACUGGGUGAACCUUAAAGCUUUUAUUUGGUGGGAAAGGCCUCCCCAUCUUAUCUGAGGAGUUGCCUGACCACCCUAGACUCAGAACUUGGGCUUCAAGAGAUGUGUUGCAAGCUCUUACCAUCCCUCCUGCCUUUCCCUCGUAUCCUCUAGCUCCCCUUCUCCAUUUCCUUUGAUUUCUCAGGUCUGCUCCCUUCCUGCAUCCCGCCCCCCCCAAACCCACAACUGGGGAAGAGGUCUGCAAAAGCUGCUUUUGCAGCUGUCCCUCUCACCCUUCCCAACCAUCCCCAAAUUUUUGGUAUCCUGAUUCCUAGACAAUAAGCCAAGCCACCUUGUCUCAGUUUUUUUGUUUUUGAUUUUUUUUUUUUUUUUGCAAUCAUGUCAUUGACCUAUUGGGGCUCUGUGCUUUUCUACCUUCGCCCUCUGAACGAAAGCCAAGGGAUGGGGGAAGAGGGGGAACUACACCUAGGAGAUGGGGUGGGAAGGGUGGGUCCCACUCCCAAAGGAAGACAGACAAUUUGCUUCACGUUGGAUGUGGUGCUGGGGGUGGGGAGAGCUCAGGAGGGACACUCUCCACUCCUAAUCCCCUUUGUCCUAAUCCUGGAAAUGAGGCACAAGGGUUCAUAUGUUCUAUUCCUGAGAACCCCUGCAAAGAACCCCAUUCCCUGUUCGAACGCGCCCUAUGCUGUUGUUAGUGGAAUGUAUUUUCAUUUAAAAACAACUUUGAAUGGGGCGCCUUUUUUCCUGUUUUAAAAAUUGAAAAAUUCUUACAGUACAAACAGGGCUGUGGGGGUGGGGGUGUUGGUGCUGUAAGAGGUCACUCUGAGUGCAUUUUGGCACUGGGAUGGGAUGGCUGGGGUGGGAGGAUCCCUGCUUCCCCCCCCCCUUUUUUUUCUAAUAUUUAAGGAGUGUUUUUGUAGGUUUCAACAACAACCACAACUUGAAUUUGUAUCAUGGGAGGUGGGAGGGAGUGGCUUAGAGGGGUCUGCCUAAGCUCAAAGCCAACUGUGGAAGUUUUGUUUUCCCUUUUUUUGUACAAUAAAGUGAAAAACAAAGGUUUGA
Messenger RNA from Rhinolophus ferrumequinum (greater horseshoe bat), 4521 nucleotides. RefSeq names its product upstream binding transcription factor (gene UBTF). The record is from RefSeq and is a predicted model, not a curated record. Bases 211 to 2394 code for a protein of 727 amino acids. The transcript is spliced from 20 exons. NCBI's taxonomy places the organism in Eukaryota, Metazoa, Chordata, Mammalia, Chiroptera, Rhinolophidae.